Zea mays is the source of this 2466-nucleotide messenger RNA. Its product is annotated as myosin heavy chain-related. Lineage: Eukaryota; Viridiplantae; Streptophyta; Magnoliopsida; Poales; Poaceae. The record is from RefSeq and is a predicted model, not a curated record. The transcript is spliced from 4 exons. The coding region runs from base 589 to 2349 and encodes 586 amino acids.
CCACGCCCCGUCUUCUUCCCGGUCCCGGGCGGCCGGGCCCCAGGUCCGGGAGCGUACAGCGCAGCAGGAGCCCGCCGCACGCCGCCGUCCUACUCCGGUACUCCCUACUCCUGCAAUCCUGCUCCACACCUCGCCCGCCUAUCCCUCGUCUCCCCACCCAGUCACCUCACGGCCAUCCGUCCAUGCUCCACCACCAGCAGCCAGCCGUUCCGACAAGCUCCAAUCAUAAGAUAGGAGGCACCACCCUCGGCAAGGAGGAGGGACAGCUCACGCGCGCUGCCUGCCCGGCACUGGACUCGAGCGGAUCGACACAUACACGCACGACGUAGACGAUACACAACAACAGUACGCGGGGCGGGGGCGCACUGACACACGCCCGCCCCAUCAUCCCUGUCCCCCGUCCGUCCAUCUCCCCACUCGUGCGAGAUAGCGAUGCUCCUGAGCAGAAGCUCCAAAGCCUCAUGAUGGCAGCACCGGCCAGAGCCGGCAUUCGCAGCAGCUGAUCGACCGAGAUCGGACAGGCACGCCAGGCAGCUCAUCAAUGGGACGAGCAGGAGGAGGAAGCAAGAAGAAUCCUGGGAGCUCGCGAUGCCGAGGUGGGGGGACGCGGAGGAAGGAGCAGCUGCUGACGAGGCUAUCGCGGCGGCAGCGGCAGUGAGGCUGGCCAACAAGAUCCGGAAGCGCCGCGCGGUGUCGUCGUCGGGGGGCUCGGACCCGGCGGCCGGGAGGCGGCUACGGUCCAGGAGGCCCGCGGUGCUGCUGCCGCGGCGCCGGACCAGCGCGGGCGGGGACAUGUCGGAGUCGUCCCGUGGCCGGCAUUGCCGCGGAGGCGGUACCCGCCUCGCCGACGGGACAUGGCCGUCCGCGUCGGCGAGGAGGCUCGUCGACGCGUUCUGGCAGGAUAUGGACAGCGACCUGCUUGAAGGGGAUGCGGCGGCGGCGGCGGCGCGCCGGAGCUUGGUUCAGUGGAGCGGCGCCUCCACGGAGUUGUCCCAGAGAUCGAGAAGCAAGAGCAAGAUCUUGGAGGCUGAUGGCAAGGGAAGUCGGCGCAACGGCCAUGCCCGGUGGCUUUCGGCAGAUAUGACGAGCAACGGCCAUGCCCGGUGGCUUUCGGCAGAUAUGACGAGCAACGGCAGCGGAAUGGAGGUUGGUAAAUUCUCCCAAGACGAUGUUUCAAGAUGUCCUGAGAAAACAGUGAACCUACAGGAUCUUCAGAACAGCUUGAUUGCAUCUAAGGAGCUUGUAAAAGUACUUGCCCACAUAUGGGGACCUGGAGAACUGAAUCCGUCUAGUGUAUCACUCAUCUCUGCUCUACGUUCAGAGCUUGAUGUUGCCCGUUCUCAUGUUAGAAAGCUAAUAAAAGAAAAGAAGUCUAAUCCCUAUGAAAUUGAGGACUUAAAGAAGCAACUUGCAGAAGAAAUGGAAUCGUGGAAGGUCAAACAAAAGGAGAAGGUUGCAAAUGCUCUCCAAUUUAUAGUUUCAGAGCUAGACACUGAGAAGAAGUCAAGGAAAAGAGCAGAGAAGACAAAUAAGAAGUUGAGUGUUGCCUUAGCCAACACUGAAGCCUCACUGCAGGCAGUGACGAAAGAACUUGAAAGGGAGAGGAAAUCUAAAGGAAGAGUUGAGAAGAUCUGCAACGAGCUCAUCAAAGGCAUUGACGAGGACAAAGCUGAGGUGGAGGCACUGAAGAGAGAAACCGAGAAGGCACAAGAAGAGCUCCAGAAAGAGCGUGAAAUGCUUCAACUUGCAGACGAGUGGCGUGAACAAAGGGUUCAGAUGAAGCUGCUAGAAGCACGGCUUCAGUUUGAGGAGAAAAAUGCAGCUGUUAAUCAGCUGCGCGAUGAACUCCAAGCUUAUCUGGAUACUAGGAAAGAGCAGGAACCAAUGAACGAUCCAAUGCAACUGUCCCAUGCGUCUGAAAAUGGCGCCACCGCAGCUGAUGAUGUAGUCCCUGACAGAAAUGGUGGAAACUUCAGCGAAGACGACGCAUCGGAAGGCAGUGACAUACACUCGAUUGAGCUGAACGUCGAUGGCGUCAACAGGACCUACACCUGGAGCUACACUCCUUCCUCGAAAGGCAGGCAGAGGAGCGCAUCGAGGCAUGAAUCGUUUUCGGAUAGAGGGAUGGACGGCGUGAACUCGUGGCGUUUAGAGCAAAGCUUUCGGGGCAUGGAUGAGGAGCUGGAGGGAGACUGGGCAGAAGGGUGUAGCAACGGAAUACUGACCAUGGAUCACGACGAGGAGAGGUAUCUGGCAAUCAAGAAUCUCAGAGAGCAGAUGCUGGCCGGGUCAGGGUUCAUCCUAUCACAAGGUAGAGAAAAUGCUGAAAGAGAGUGUUGUGGCUUGUAAGAUAAACUGCAUAUGAAGAGAAUUUUAAAGUAAUGUGUCAUAUGGGUCGCUGUUUGAUGCUAAGAUCCAGCUGUUCGAGAAUUUUAAAGUUAUGUUCCAUGAUUCUGAGGUUUUGUA